Messenger RNA from Calypte anna (Anna's hummingbird), 298 nucleotides. It is a transcript of the gene TIMM17A, whose product is annotated as translocase of inner mitochondrial membrane 17A. Gene Ontology annotation, biological process: protein import into mitochondrial matrix. The transcript has 3 exons. The coding region runs from base 53 to 283 and encodes 76 amino acids. Gene Ontology annotation, cellular component: TIM23 mitochondrial import inner membrane translocase complex; mitochondrial inner membrane. NCBI's taxonomy places the organism in Eukaryota, Metazoa, Chordata, Aves, Apodiformes, Trochilidae. Gene Ontology annotation, molecular function: transmembrane protein transporter activity. The record is from RefSeq and is a predicted model, not a curated record.
GGUCAGCCAAUGGGGCAGUGGGGCCCGGGGGAGGCCGGCGGGGUCUGGCAAGAUGGAGGAAUACGCACGGGAACCCUGUCCCUGGAGGAUAGUAGAUGACUGUGGAGGGGCUUUCACCAUGGGAGCAAUAGGAGGAGGCAUCUUCCAGGCUAUCAAGGGCUUCAGAAACUCCCCAGUGGGUGUGAACCACAGGCUGAGGGGCAGCUUGACAGCCAUCAAAACACGAGCUCCACAGCUGGGAGGUGAGGAAUUCUGGGGUGCCAGAGGGGGUGGUGGAGGGUGACCCACGUUGGGAACA